Messenger RNA from Beauveria bassiana ARSEF 2860, 558 nucleotides. Its product is annotated as p-hydroxylaminobenzoate lyase. The record is from RefSeq and is a predicted model, not a curated record. Lineage: Eukaryota; Fungi; Ascomycota; Sordariomycetes; Hypocreales; Cordycipitaceae. The coding region runs from base 1 to 558 and encodes 185 amino acids. The transcript is spliced from 2 exons.
AUGUCCUCAAGUACGCAUCCGAACUGCCAAAAACUCAUCCAGCGCGUAGCAGAUUUCCUGUCCGAAAUCGAGAAUCUGACUCCAGGCCGCGAUCUCGAGGAGCGCCUUAAUCACGAAUACGGCCCCGGCAACGAGUUUUAUGACGACUUUGCCCGCAUAAUACGUGCAGGCCUCGAAGAUGACGAAGGUUGGGUUGCCACCGAUGAGGUGCAGGGCGCAAACUACCGCCGCACGCGUAUCAGCUCGCCUACCGAGGCCACGCGCUUCUGCAGCAUUACUACCGUCUACAUGAACCCAAGCACGCGCAACGAGGAGGUUCUGCGUGGCCAGUACCAUCUGCACCCGUACGGCGAGAUUAACUGCGUUAUACCAAUGGCCGAAGAUGCGCAGCUCAAGGGUAUGAACGGGUGGCAGGGCGCUGGCUGGACGUCCCCCGGUCCAGGCACGCAUCACUACCCCGAGGCGCGGGGCGGACCGGUUGUGGCGCUCUUCUUCUUGCCCGCGGGGCGUAUUUCGUACAGUGUGACUCCUGAUGUGCCACAGCCAAGUUCUGUAUAA